GGCCGUUGCCGCAGUGACAGUGCUGGGGGAGUCUGAAGAUGGCGGCGUCGCGUCGCUCUCAGCAUCAUCACCACCAUCAUCAACAACAGCUCCAGCCCGCCCCAGGGGCUUCGGCGCCGCCGCCACCACCUCCCCCACCACUCAGCCCCGGCCUGGCCCCGGGGACCACCCCAGCCUCCCCCACAGCGGGUGGCCUGGCCCCCUUUACCUCCCCGCGGCACGGCCUAGCGCUGCCGGAGGGGGAUGGCAGUCGGGAUCCGCCCGACAGGCCCCGAUCCCCGGACCCGGUUGACAGUACCAGCUGUUGCAAUACCACCAGCACAAUCUGUACCGUCGCUGCCGCUCCUGUGGUCCCGGCGGUCUCUCCAUCAGCUGUCGGGGUCCCUCCCAACCCAGCCGGUGGUGGCAAUAAUAAUUCACCGUCGUCCUCUUCUUCCCCGACUUCUUCCUCAUCUUCUUCUCCGUCCUCCCCUGGAUCGAGCUUGGCGGAGAGCCCCGAGGCAGCCGGAGUUAGCACCACAGCAACAGUGGGGCCUGGGGCAGCGGGACCUGGGCCGGGGGUCCCAGCAGUGAGCGGGGCCCUGCGGGAACUGUUGGAGGCCUGCCGCAAUGGGGACGUGUCCCGGGUAAAGAGGCUGGUGGACGCAGCAAACGUGAAUGCUAAGGACAUGGCCGGCCGGAAAUCUUCCCCCCUGCACUUCGCUGCAGGUUUUGGAAGGAAGGACGUUGUAGAACAUUUACUGCAGAUGGGUGCUAACGUGCAUGCCCGUGAUGACGGAGGUCUCAUCCCACUGCAUAACGCCUGCUCUUUCGGCCAUGCUGAGGUUGUGAGUCUGUUGCUGUGCCAAGGAGCCGAUCCGAAUGCCAGGGAUAAUUGGAACUACACUCCUCUGCAUGAAGCUGCUAUUAAAGGGAAGAUCGAUGUGUGUAUUGUGCUGCUGCAGCACGGAGCCGAUCCAAACAUUCGGAACACUGAUGGGAAGUCAGCCCUGGACCUGGCAGAUCCUUCCGCAAAAGCUGUGCUCACAGGUGAAUACAAGAAAGACGAACUCCUAGAAGCUGCUAGGAGUGGUAAUGAAGAAAAACUAAUGGCUUUACUGACUCCUCUGAAUGUGAAUUGCCAUGCAAGUGAUGGACGAAAGUCUACUCCUUUGCAUCUAGCAGCGGGCUACAACAGAGUUCGCAUAGUGCAGCUGCUUCUCCAGCACGGUGCUGAUGUUCACGCGAAAGACAAAGGUGGACUUGUGCCUCUUCAUAAUGCGUGUUCAUAUGGACAUUAUGAAGUCACAGAACUGCUACUAAAGCAUGGAGCCUGUGUUAAUGCUAUGGAUCUCUGGCAGUUCACUCCGCUCCAUGAGGCUGCUUCCAAGAAUCGUGUGGAAGUCUGCUCUUUGUUGCUUAGCCACGGCGCUGAUCCCACUUUAGUCAAUUGCCAUGGGAAGAGCGCUGUGGACAUGGCUCCAACUCCUGAGCUCCGGGAGAGAUUGACUUAUGAAUUUAAAGGUCAUUCUUUACUACAAGCAGCCAGAGAAGCAGACCUAGCCAAAGUUAAAAAAACACUUGCCUUGGAAAUCAUUAAUUUCAAACAACCACAGUCUCAUGAAACUGCAUUGCACUGUGCUGUGGCCUCCUUGCAUCCCAAGCGAAAACAAGUGACAGAAUUGUUGCUUAGAAAAGGAGCAAAUGUUAACGAGAAAAAUAAAGACUUCAUGACCCCGCUGCACGUUGCCGCCGAGAGAGCCCACAACGACGUCAUGGAGGUUCUGCACAAGCACGGAGCAAAGAUGAACGCACUGGACACUCUCGGUCAGACUGCUUUGCACAGAGCUGCCCUCGCCGGCCACCUGCAGACCUGCCGCCUCCUGCUGAGCUACGGCUCUGACCCGUCCAUCAUCUCCCUGCAAGGCUUCACAGCGGCGCAGAUGGGGAAUGAAGCGGUGCAGCAGAUUCUGAGUGAAAGUACACCUAUACGUACUUCUGAUGUUGACUAUCGACUUCUAGAGGCAUCUAAAGCUGGAGACUUGGAAACUGUGAAGCAACUUUGCAGCCCUCAAAAUGUGAAUUGCAGAGAUUUGGAAGGCCGGCAUUCCACACCCUUACACUUUGCGGCAGGCUAUAAUCGUGUGUCUGUUGUGGAGUACCUUCUACACCACGGUGCCGAUGUCCAUGCCAAAGACAAAGGUGGCUUGGUGCCCCUUCAUAACGCUUGUUCGUACGGACACUACGAGGUAGCUGAGCUUCUGGUACGGCACGGGGCUUCCGUCAAUGUGGCGGACUUGUGGAAGUUCACCCCUCUCCAUGAAGCGGCAGCUAAAGGAAAAUACGAAAUCUGCAAGCUCCUCUUAAAACAUGGAGCAGAUCCAACUAAAAAGAACAGAGACGGAAAUACCCCUUUAGAUCUGGUUAAAGAAGGAGACACAGACAUUCAGGACCUACUGAGAGGAGACGCCGCCUUGCUGGAUGCCGCCAAGAAGGGCUGCCUGGCAAGAGUGCAGAAGCUGUGCACCCCAGAGAACAUCAACUGCAGGGACACCCAGGGCCGGAACUCAACGCCUCUGCACCUGGCAGCUGGCUACAACAACUUGGAAGUCGCUGAGUACCUUCUAGAGCAUGGAGCAGAUGUCAAUGCACAAGACAAAGGCGGCUUAAUUCCUCUUCAUAACGCAGCGUCCUAUGGGCAUGUGGACAUAGCAGCAUUAUUGAUAAAAUACAAUACGUGUGUAAAUGCAACAGAUAAGUGGGCGUUUACUCCUCUUCAUGAAGCAGCCCAAAAAGGGAGGACCCAGUUGUGCGCCCUCCUCCUGGCACACGGAGCAGACCCCACCAUGAAGAACCAAGAAGGUCAGACACCUUUAGAUCUGGCCACAGCCGAUGACAUCAGAGCCCUGCUGAUAGACGCCAUGCCCCCCGAGGCCUUACCCACCUGCUUUAAACCUCAGGCCACGGUAGUGAGCGCCUCUCUCAUCUCACCAGCGUCCACCCCCUCCUGCCUGUCGGCCGCCAGCAGCAUAGAUAACCUCACCGUCCCGUUGGCGGAGCUGGCCGUCGGGGGGGCGUCCAACACGGGGGACGGCGCCGCAGGCACAGAGAGGAAGGAAGGAGAGGUUGCGGGUCUUGACAUGAAUAUCAGUCAAUUUCUAAAAAGCCUUGGCCUUGAACAUCUUCGAGACAUCUUUGAAACAGAACAGAUUACGCUAGAUGUGCUGGCUGAUAUGGGCCAUGAGGAGCUGAAGGAAAUAGGCAUCAAUGCGUACGGACACCGCCAUAAACUCAUCAAAGGAGUGGAGAGACUCUUAGGUGGACAACAAGGAACCAACCCUUAUUUGACUUUUCACUGUGUUAACCAGGGAACUAUUUUGCUGGAUCUUGCUCCAGAGGAUAAGGAAUAUCAGUCAGUAGAAGAAGAGAUGCAAAGCACAAUUCGAGAACACAGAGAUGGUGGCAAUGCUGGCGGCAUCUUCAACAGAUACAAUGUCAUCCGAAUUCAAAAAGUUGUCAACAAGAAGUUGAGGGAGCGGUUCUGUCACAGACAGAAGGAAGUGUCCGAAGAGAACCACAACCAUCACAACGAGCGCAUGUUGUUCCACGGUUCUCCUUUCAUUAACGCUAUUAUUCAUAAAGGGUUUGAUGAACGACAUGCAUACAUAGGAGGAAUGUUUGGUGCUGGGAUUUAUUUUGCAGAAAACUCCUCUAAAAGCAACCAGUACGUUUAUGGGAUCGGAGGAGGAACAGGCUGCCCCACACACAAAGAUCGGUCGUGUUAUAUAUGUCACAGACAAAUGCUUUUCUGUAGAGUGACCCUCGGAAAAUCCUUUCUGCAAUUCAGCACCAUGAAAAUGGCUCAUGCCCCUCCGGGACACCACUCAGUUAUUGGGAGACCGAGUGUGAAUGGGCUGGCGUACGCCGAGUACGUCAUCUACAGAGGAGAACAGGCCUACCCGGAGUAUCUCAUCACCUACCAGAUCAUGAAGCCCGAGGCUCCUUCGCAGACGGCCACAGCAGCCGAGCAGAAGACCUAGUGAAUGCCCCCUGGUGCGGGCCGGAUGGGAUUCCAACCGGGACUGGAUUGUAGUGGAUCGUUCCCAACAAAGUCAAUGUUCUCUAAAUCCCCGACAGCCUAGAAUAAGCUGUUCGUCUUAUGAAGCGUUGCUAUAGUGAUGAAUAUAGUGUGAGUAACUGAUGCGUACUCCACUGCUGCUGUGCCCGUUGAGGAAAUGUUUACAGGGGCGGCCUUUCAAUGUAUCUCAGGCUCACUUUCAUUGCAAUUAUCCAUUUCUAAAGUAAGACUGCUUUGAUCUAAACUUGGAAAUGGAGAGAAAGAAAACAUAACCAGUACUCCCCCAAAUGUUCACCAUUCACACACUACAUUUGCUUUGCUUUGUUAUAUAUGGCACAUGUAUAUAACAAGUACGCACACCCAGGGCCAUUUCAGUUUUUCCUAAACAUGCAUCAUUGGCUGUUUUGUUGUUCUUCGAUAAUGAGCCAGAGAGCCUUCUCGAGGAUACUUUGCACAAAGCCACACUGACUAAAAUCAGUAGCAAUGCAGCCCAAGCUUCUGGCUGAGCAAGACUAGUUUCCACCUUUUUUCCACUUUGAUUUAUUUUAUAUCUGUACUUCUUAUAAACAUAAAUUGAGAUGGAAAGAAAAAACAUCAAGUUUCCGUCCUUUUAUUAAUUGGCCAGUCUUACAAGGAAAAGGCACAAACAUCAACCUGACUUAGGAGCUCCCAAGUUCAGAGAAGGCAGAGCCCCUGAGGGCUCUUGCUCUCUCACAGGAGAGGUGGCCAGGAACGCGGGAGCCCCGAGGAGCGUAGCCAGGGGGAGGUUCGGGUGAUGCCGUCCUCAGGCCCAGAAGCGAGACCACGAGGGGGGCCGGGAAGGAGAAGCCGCAGAGCGCAUGCGCGGAGCAGGCAGGUCUGGGUGUUGCAGCAGGAGGGCCUACGGGACUCCUCAAAGAGCACCUUCUCACGCACUCUGCCCCACCAGAGUGUCGCCCCCCAAAUUAGCUGCCUUAUUUCCAAAUUCAGUCGAACUGUUGUACUUCACUGGAGUCACACAAAGUUUUACCUUACUGUUUCUCUAGGUUAGAAAGCUAGGGUUUGCAUCCUGUUCAGUAGCUGGACGGGCACAAAUGCAAGGACUUUUUUGUUUACUCCAGACUUGGGGUUGGUUUUGAGCGAGGUGCUUCAAAUAGUCUGUGUAGGUCCCUGCACGGAAGUUUUGAUCCAUUUCUUCAAACAGCUUAACAGACAAGGAGAACAAAAACUUGAAACCAAAGCUCUUUCAGUCACUUUUUUAAAUGAAAGUGGAAAAAUAACCUUACUGUUAGUUCAUGAAAUCACUACUUUGUUUUGCUUGUUUUAAUCACCACUGCCAAGUGCACAUCGACACUUGUAACACGUUGUCCGUUGCAGCCCUUACACUCGCCCUCUUCCCCUCACCCGAGUGUCACGUCAGGCGCGUCCGUCCACGCUGGCGCGCCACACACCUGCUCGGCCUUGAGGCAGAAGUAACGUGCGGUGCGAAGAAAGGAAAGCAGGGUGGCGCGAACUUGGCGCUUCCCCUUAAAGUCCUGACAGCAAUUUGUUUUUUAAUGCAGGCUGGUUAAGCUGUGACCUCAUUUAAUCGCCUAAAUAAAAAUAAAGUAGUUACAUGCAAAAAUUCUAUAAUAGGCUCUUAAAAUAAUACAUUUUGCUUUCUUUCUGGCUCGAGUCCAUUGCUAGAACUAGGCAUUGGGAACUAGAUUGAGUUUCAUAGCUGAAUCCUGCAUGGGUCCUCAGAAUUCAGUCGAGAAUUAGCUUCCGCGUUUGCUUCUGUCGAAGUGUUUGUGGCCCAUGCUGGGUGUGUGUGUCUCGGCUGUGUGUUCACGAGCACUAGGAUUCCAUGUGAAGAAGCUUCGAAGUCGGAUGUUCAUUGCGAGGGCUCUCCCCGCCUCUCCUCCUUUUCUGCCGUGUUGUGUAACACUGGGUGGAAGGUGCUGGCACUCGGUGUAGUUUUCAGUUGCUGUGAAAGUGUGUAUUACGUGCCUCCUCACUUAGAUAUAGUUUAAAAUGGUGAACACGGCUGUGAUUUUUAGUUAAGAAAGAGUUAAUGUGGUGUAGAUACCAAAAGCCACUCCCCACCUGUGGUGUGUGUCAUUGCCGUCACACUGACUAGAGUCAUGGCUGUGCCAGUUUUAAACUUCAACCUCACACUUGAGAAGUGAAACCGUGCUUCAGUGUUUAAACUGCCAGCGUCGUGUGCCGUGCGUUCUGCGUGCCGAGUCAAGGUCCUGUGUGAGGAAGACACUGCAGUGCUGCCUGUCCUGUAGUAGUUCCAAGUGUAUAGCAGUCCUGGGGGAACCUGUACAUGUUACUCAUCUGCUAGAGACAGUGGGUUCAUUGAUACCUCACAGGAGCCAAAUACAUUUUUUCACUCCAAACUUGAAAACCAGAGGUCAUCCUGAGUGCACUCAAAUGGGCAAAAGUUAACUAUGUUUGGAAUUUGCAUCUAUAGCAAUUCGAAAAACCCUCUGGCAUGUAAAAGCAUGGCAUUGAAUUGGGCUGAAAUCCAUGUAAGUUCUCGCAUUUGCACUACACAGAAACAGGAGCAAGCUGAGGAUUUCCAGUGUGGCCUGCCGGGGCUGGCCCCUCCACUCCCCACACCGAAUGGGAGAGAGCUGGCCACAGCCGCCCGCCGCCCGCAGUCCUGAGACCACAGGGCCCUGGGUGGGGGGGCCCGGUUCGCUGGGUACUGGCCGACCUGCAUGGUAGAGUCAGGAGUAAGCGAAGUGCUCCAGACUGGACACCUCCUCCUGCUUGGCCGCCUUCCCCUUUCCCCAGGUUGCUAGUCUGGGACUAUAAGUAGCUCUGACACUUACCUUCAGCCCCACUCACUUUCCUCCUUUCUUCAUUUUGAGUCUUGCAAAAGGAGGCCGUCCCUCGAUUCCAUAUCACGACCAGAACCAGGUGUUAGGCUCCCGGUGCUCUGCUCAGAAGAUUCUGCCACGCCGUUAAACAAUGACAGCGUGGGACCCAGAGUUUUAACUCUGAGAAAAAUAACAGCUGCACAACCAGGUUUUUUAUUUACCUUUUUCUUCGUGGAAUUUGGGAUUUCCAGCUUUUCAAUGAAAUAAGUAAAAUAAACUAUUAGAAUGUUUCCACGAAAUAGCACCCUUGUGCUCAUCUGAGUGGUUAGAGUAAUUUCCUUCUGCUCUAAAAUAGCAAAGUGCAUUGAUUUCCAUACAGAAAUGCCUGAACAUGGCAAAUAAAGUCAUAUGGACUAAUGUUCCAUUACCACAACCUUUAUACAAACAGUGGGCGUGCUCCGGAAGAAGAGCUUUAGAACGCACUUAGCGGCCCCGGUUCUUCUCUCCCAGUACAUCUCCCAGUUGUGCGGUGGCUGUCGGAUGCCGCUCACCGUCCUUUCAAGUAGCUGUGCUCUCUGGCCUGCCGCACACUGUCUCUGAAACAGCAACACGCGUGUUUGCAGCGCCUUCCCCCGGUGCGCCCUGCCCCCAUGUGUAUGAUAAUCAGCGAUAAAUGGCCUUCUCACCGAAAGUGCUCGCGCUGUGACAGGUGUCUUUGGGGCUGUUAUCUUGCAGAGUGAAAAAGGUUUUAGUCAUUCAGGGAACACUAAAAACUGACAUUAAUACGGAGUUUCGCGUGUCAGAUUCAUUUCAAGACUAAAACUAAACUUGUUUGAUGUCAAAUCAGCCACAGGAAUGAAAAGAAAGUAAUUGCGAAGAUAAUGUUUCAGCUUCACUUGGACACAUGUAGCGUAUGACGAGAAAUGCAUUUUUUAAAAUUACUCUUAAAGAUGAGGCUUCUUCAGACACUUUGUGGAUUCUGAAAUUAAUAGAAAAUUAAAUAUUAAGAAAGCCUUAACUACGGCAGAAACUUCUUAACCUUUUAUAUCCUAGUAAGUUGUAAUUCCAUUUCUUAGUGUUUGACAGGUGUCAGUGAGCCAGGCAUAGCUGCGUGUACGUCGCACCUGGCGUGCUUUUUUGAUGAGGGCGCACUUCACAAGUCACGCGCUCUCCCACGCAGAGGAGCAGAGGAGUCAGCCCAUGCCGUUUCUGUCUGUCUCAGGCUCCCCAGCUGCCAGAUCAUCUGGUUUGGAGGAGAAAUGCUAGACAAAAUUGUAAAACCCGUUAAGUUUUGUGUAUGUGGGAAAGCAGCAACAAUUCACAAAGUGAUACCCUGUAUCAUUUGAGUGUUGCACAAGCUGUUUUUUAAAUCAUUUUAAACAUAGACCAUGGUGAUGUGGGAGAAACCGCAGGAAGCGCGCUCCAGGAGGCGCGAAGGUUCCCGACGUCUGCCCGAGGGCCCUGCCUCCCCUGAAAUGACAUUCACGCUGUCGGGAUGCUUACAUUUGGCUCUCCGUUCCUCCACGUUUCCUUUUCUGUUUUACACUUUCCCAUCUCCACACCCACCCUGCCACCCAUCUUUUCCAACAGAUUUCUCAUUCUCCAGAAUUCAGAUUGUUUUGUCAGUUUUCAUCUGUCUUCCCAUUUCUGCAGACUCCCCUGAAAGCGUUUGCAGAGAAAUGCAGUUAAACUCUGGCGGUGGGGGUGUCCCGUACUCUCUCCUGUGGCCCUCCCACGGUUCAGGAUUAAAAGCUAGAAAACGUGACAGUAAAAAUCAGAAAGCAACCAAAAUCUUUGAGGCCGAUAGCCUAGACCUGGAAGAUGAAGACCCUGACUAUAGAACCCUUGUAUUCACGACACAAAAUGCUUCGACUCUUCACGUGCAUAUAUAAUGCCUGCUACUGCUUCCAUUGUCCCAAGUUCAUCCUGUCUUUGUGAUGGUAGUGUUUGUCUUUGAUACCUACACACUAAAAAGGUACUUUCAUCAACAAGGUUUCUCAAAAACAUUUACAGAACCAGCGUGGAGGAAAUCUCAGUGGUUUCCUGGCCACGGCGUUUGGCGUAGUCUGUGCUUUCUCAUUGUGUUGUCAGUCUGUGUAGUAACCAGUGUGGUGGCUCUGGUUCAUGAUCGGUGGUGGUUUGUUUUUAUUUUUAGUCUCUGUGACCCACCAGUGGCAGGGGGUUUCAGUCCCCUCCUUUUUCUUUUCUGCAUUUGUCCACUUGUAGGAUUGCCAGAUAGAACACACAACACCCAGUUAAAUUUGAAUGCGAGGUAACUAAUUUUUUAGCUUAACCGUGUUUCAUGCAUUACCUGACACAUAUUUACAAUAAAAAAUUUUCUUAUUUAUUUGAACUUCAAAUUUGACUGAGCAACCUGGGUUUUUGUUGGUUUUUUUGUUUGUUUGUUUUGCUUCAUUUUAUUUUAUUAAGUCUGGCAACCCUAUGAAUUUGGUCAUGGGAAAUUGCUGACAGCAUGUAAAUCCUUCGCGUCUUCACGGUCUUCCGUGUGGAGCGGAAGACCUGUCCUCCGCCACCCUCUGUGUUCGAAAGAGGGCACCGAGGAACUUAACCUGCCUGCGCGGCGGGCUCCUAUUUAAGGCAUCUUUACGAUUAUAUUUAACCUGUAAUUGUGCUUUGGCUAAAUGUCUAACUACAGUACUUGUAAUUGUUUAAUAUCCAAUAAAAAACAUUUUUAAAGUA
This is a messenger RNA of Phyllostomus hastatus (greater spear-nosed bat), 9546 nucleotides long. RefSeq names its product tankyrase (gene TNKS). Gene Ontology annotation, molecular function: protein binding; NAD+ poly-ADP-ribosyltransferase activity. The transcript has 27 exons. Bases 39 to 4019 code for a protein of 1326 amino acids. The record is from RefSeq and is a predicted model, not a curated record. Gene Ontology annotation, cellular component: nucleus; cytoplasm. Lineage: Eukaryota; Metazoa; Chordata; Mammalia; Chiroptera; Phyllostomidae.